Aspergillus caelatus is the source of this 267-nucleotide messenger RNA. RefSeq lists its product as uncharacterized. The transcript has a single exon. The record is from RefSeq and is a predicted model, not a curated record. Bases 13 to 168 code for a protein of 51 amino acids. NCBI's taxonomy places the organism in Eukaryota, Fungi, Ascomycota, Eurotiomycetes, Eurotiales, Aspergillaceae.
UUUUUGCCCCAGAUGGAGAUGGAUGGGGUAUUAGGGUUGAAUAUAUUGGAGGUUGCAAGCUUCUCGUAUUUGUGUCUAUAUAUGAUACUUUGUGUUGUCGGGCUUGGGUCGGGUUUUGCGGCGUAUUCAAAGCCCGAUAACGAUACGGCUUGGGGGCUAUGUUUCUAAGUGGGUGGGUGAUUGAUGGCAUUGCGUUGCGGGCUAGGAUGUGGCCGUCAGCAGUCAGCACUACUAGUCAAAUCCUCAUGGUCUGUUCCUUACAACUCG